Messenger RNA from Fusarium pseudograminearum CS3096, 942 nucleotides. RefSeq lists its product as uncharacterized. NCBI's taxonomy places the organism in Eukaryota, Fungi, Ascomycota, Sordariomycetes, Hypocreales, Nectriaceae. The record is from RefSeq and is a predicted model, not a curated record. The coding region runs from base 1 to 942 and encodes 313 amino acids. The transcript is spliced from 3 exons.
AUGUCGGAACAUCUUGCCGUGAUAAGCUCAAAGAGCCAGUUCGACUCGCUUCUCAAGUCUUCGCGCAUCGUUGUCGCUGAUUUCUAUGCCGACUGGUGCGGUCCUUGCAAGCAGAUCGCUCCCCUCUACGAGAGCCUCGCCCUCACACUAUCGCGCCCCAACCUGGUCACCUUUGCCAAGAUCAACAGCGACGAGCAAGCCGAGCUCUCCCAAGAAUACAGCGUCUCAACUCUGCCUACAUUUCUCGUCUUCCGCGAUGGAAAAGAAAUCGACAAGGUUCAGGGUGCUGACCCUAAUAAGCUUAAGGCCAUCAUCCAGAAACUUGUGACCGAGGUCGACUCCCUUGGCGAGAGUUCUGGCUCAGGAAGCGGCGAUGGAGCCAACUGGAAGGGUGCCGAAGCUCCCCGAGGCUACAGCGACAUCACCGACCAAAUAGAGCUCCGAGAUCUCGAGGUUCUCAACGCCGAUGAGGCUGCCGGUGGUGUCCGUGUUCUUUUCGAAGGCUCCAGGCCAAGCGGUCUUGGUAACGGCAAGGGAACAUCCAAGGACUACGUUCAGAGCGGAGCCGAUGACCAGCUGCUUCUCUACGUCCCUUUCCAGUCUAUCCUCACCUCCCUCCCUCCCAAGGACGACGAAGAUGUGAUGCGACCUGGCAACGUUCACCUGUACAUCAACCGCACCCACAACCUCGACUUUAGCGAAGCCGACGAUACCGACCCCACACAGGCAAUCGAGAUCGGUCCCGAGGACUGGAACGCUGACGGAACAGUCAACCUGAGCCUGCGAUACGUCAAGUUCCAGAAGACAUCGAGUCUUGUCAUCUACGUCCAGCAGGGUGAGGGCGAUGGAGAGACCGUACGUCUCGACAGAGUGAGACUCAUUGGCGAGGCCGGAGCCAAGCGCGAAAUGGGCAAACUCCAGAAGGUUGGUGAGGAUGAGUAA